UACAGCAUGUUUCUUUGCUCUGUACCUCUGUGGCUUUGAGCUCUGCUAACAGUGCCACAAGACUUGAACACUGCCUAUGCAAGCUCAAGAGAGGAAAUUGAGAUUGCUGAGUGGAGCAAGACAAAGCAAAGCAACGACUGACAGAGUUGGGCCUCAAUGGGCUUUUGCUGCACAGUUCACAACUGACCCUCACAGGACAGCAGGAGUGUUGGGAUGUGGACAGCACAGAGGGAAUCAGUCUAGCCCCAAAAUAACGACGACUCUGAGGCGAAAUCAGCAUGCGACUGGGGCCUGAGCGAGAGUUCCUCUCCAUCUCACCUCUACUGCUCCUGGCUUACGUGGUUGCUUUUGGACUGUUGGCCCACAGCGAGCAGCUCAGUUCUGUGUCCUGUCCAGGAGGAUCGUAUUUCUCCACUGGAGUGUGUGUGGAGUGCCCGGCAGGAUAUUUCUGUCUUGGCAAUGUAAGCGCACCCAGAAAAUGCCCCCCUGGAACGUUUAACCUGCAGCCAGGCAAGGCCAGCAUCGAGGACUGCCAGCCCUGUGGGCCUGGCCUGAUCAGCUCUGAAGACGGGGUGGACUGCAGACUGUGUCCUCAGGGCUGUGCCUGUGACCAUGCCAGCAGCAUUCUGUCUCUGUGCCCCUCCGGAACCUUCUCACCCGAGGGCCACUUGUCCUGCCUGCCCUGCCCCGCCGGCUCCGUGUGCCAGGCCGGCCAUCAAAGAAGGUGUGGGCCUGGCGAGGAGCCGAACGUGGAGCAGAGCGAGUGUGUUUCCUGCCCACAAGGUUCCUACGCCCCAGCGCUCUCCUCGCAGUGCAUGCCCUGUCCUACAGGUAGUUUCUGCCCCCAGGAGGGCCUGUCACAGCCUCUGCCCUGCCCGCCAGACGAGCACACCACCCAGCCUGGCCAGUCGUCAUGCCAACGCUGCAAUGGCACGUCCGGAUGCCAGGCCUCGAGGCCCGCGGCCUGGAGCAGGGCCGAGGUUCAGAGGUCACGACCCCAGCAGCCCUGCCCAGCAGGGAUGCAGCUCUCGGAGAAGGAGGGGGUGGGCUGUGUGAAGUGUCAAGUGGGGUAUUACUGCAUUGGAGGCGUGGCCAUCCGGUGUCCAGCCGGACGCUAUGGAGCCAAGGAGGGACUGCAGAGAGAGAGAGACUGCUCACCCUGUCCCGCAGGGUUCUACUGUUUGGAGGGCAGCUAUCGCAGGCCCGACUCCCAGUUCCUGUGCCCGGCGGGGUUCUACUGCGAGGAGGGAACAGCAGUACCACACGGGUCACCUUGCCCUGCCGGAACUGCUGGAGCACAACUCGGCCAGACAAGUAGAGCAGCUUGCAAGCGAUGUGUGGAGGGACGUUUCUGUCCUGCAGGUUCUGUUGGGCCAGGCCUGCCCUGUGCCAGGGGACGGUACUGCCCAGCUGGCACCCUGACAGAGAUCUUAUGCCCCCGUGGUACCUUCACUCCCCACCAGGGGGCGCUAAGAAUGAAAGACUGCUUGCGGUGUCCAGCAGGGUUCUAUUGCCCCGAGGGCACCAGUGACCCCGUGCCCUGCCAGCCGGGCUCCUUCAACCCCCUGGAUGGGCAGGACUCCGCUGACGACUGCCGGCCCUGCUACCCCGGCAAGGCCUGCACCAGAGUGGCACUGAAGGCUCCAGACGUCGACUGCAUGCCAGGCUUUGUUUGCCCUCCAGGUUCGGCGCGCCCAAACCUACCUGCCAACGCCUGCCCCCCUGGCACCCUUGGCAACCGCACCGACCUAACAGACCGCACGCAAUGUCAGCUGUGCCCCGCACGCUUCGCCUGCCUCAGAGGUACGGGUGGCAUCCAGAGGCCACCUCUCGCCUGCUUUCCCGGGCACUACUGCCCCAUUGGCAGCAUGUUCCCCACGCAGCACAAAUGCCCGCCGGGCACCUGGAGUGAGCACAGUGGGCUGGAGUCGCUGCGGGAGUGCCAGCCAUGCCCCCGGGGAUGGUACUGCCUCUCGGGCACAGGGGCACCGUCAGGGAGGUGCAGCUCUGGACACUACUGCCCUGAAGGAACCAUGUACGGCACCCAGUUCCCGUGCCCAGCGGGGACCUUCAGCACCACCAUUGGCAACGGGCAGAGAGCUGACUGCCUCAUCUGCCCCGCGGGGCAUUACUGCAAGGAGGGCACCUCCAAACCCACAGCCUGCCCCCUGACGACGUACCGGCAGCUGAGAGGGGGCCAGCGGCCCCAGGACUGCCCCCCGUGCCCCGCGGGAUACUUCUGCCCCCUGCCCGCCACCGUCCAGCCCAGAGUGUGUGGAGUGGGCAGCUACUCGGAUGAGGGCUCAGUGGAGUGCCUGCCGUGUCGGCGCGGUCACUACUGCAGCAACGAGACAACCAGCGCAGAGGUCAUGCUGAGCGUCAUGGUGUGUCCCCCCGGCUUCGUUUGCUCCCAGGGGCUCGACCGGGAGCCCCAGCGCUCCACCGUCUUCUGCCCCAUCGGAUUCUACUGUCCCGGAGGGGGCGUUAACCCUAACCCGAUUCCCUGCCCUAAUGGAACCUACAGUGGACAGCCGGGUCUGAGGGAUGAGGCCGACUGUGUCUCGUGUCCCGCUGGGAUGUACUGCUUCUCUCAGAACCAGGACCAGCCCGUCACAGAGCCAACGGGUUCCUGCCCAAACGGGCACUUCUGCCCUGCUGGCACAGGGCAUCCACUCUCAUUCCCCUGCCCGGUGGGCUCUUUCAGGAACGACUCCCUCGGCUAG
Alosa sapidissima (American shad) is the source of this 2723-nucleotide messenger RNA. Its product is annotated as multiple epidermal growth factor-like domains protein 6. The transcript has 19 exons. The coding region runs from base 279 to 2723 and encodes 814 amino acids. The record is from RefSeq and is a predicted model, not a curated record. Lineage: Eukaryota; Metazoa; Chordata; Actinopteri; Clupeiformes; Clupeidae.